Molecule: messenger RNA, 1096 nt
Organism: Hevea brasiliensis (rubber tree)
Lineage: Eukaryota; Viridiplantae; Streptophyta; Magnoliopsida; Malpighiales; Euphorbiaceae
Exons: 3
Coding region: 138-878 (246 amino acids)
Biological process (GO): tRNA wobble uridine modification; protein histidyl modification to diphthamide
Cellular component (GO): nucleus; cytosol
Molecular function (GO): metal ion binding
Source: RefSeq, a predicted model, not a curated record
GCUCGGAUGCUAACCGUGCACAUGCCCCGGACCCGGGCAAGACGAUUCGAUUGAUUCUUUUCUCUUCCAAUGUCCAAUUGUCUUCUGUCCUUCUGUUCUUCCUUGUGAAGUCAAAAGGAGACGAAAGCUAGCUGACAAUGGCAGCAACAGCGAUCCAUAAGCAUCUAUUGUCGAUAAUUAUAGCAGUGGUUUCGUCGCUGUUGGUGGUGGAAUCCGGCAAUACGAACCACAUCUACCGGCCGUGCAGUGACACCACCGUACAGCGGUCGGAUGGGUUCACUUUUGCCAUCGCGUUCGCCUCGAGGACUGCCUUCUUCUACAACAAUAAUAACAGCCUUCAGUUAUCUCCUUGCGAUUCAAGGCUCUCUCUCUCUAGCCAGAGUUCUAAGAUCUCCGUUUUUAGACCUAAAGUCGACGAGAUCUCCCUCCUCACCAUCAACACCUCCUCCUUCAUUCCGGAGAAUUAUGGUGGAUAUAUGGUCGCAUUUGCUGGUAGAAAAUAUGCUGCAAGGUCUCUUCCUGCUUUUGUUGCAAACAGCACGUACACUGUAACAAGUUUCACUCUUGUGCUUGAGUUUAAGAAGGGCCGGCUACAAAACCUUUACUGGAAAAGAGAUGGAUGCGCUAGAUGUACAGGAAACAAUAACUUUGUCUGUCUUAACAAUCAGGACUGUGCAAUCAGAACAUCAAACUGCAAAAACCGUGGAGGUUCGGUAGAUUGCAGCCUUGGUAUCCAAUUGGCAUUCUCUGGCACAGAUAAGCAUCUUGCGGUUCUCAACUCGUGGUAUGAGGUGGAAAAUCUGAGGCAGUACUCUCUUUUUGGCCUUUACUCAAAUCUCAGAAAUUCUCUCACUAGCCAGUACAAUAAGAUAUUUUAGUUGUGCUUGUAGAAGUUCUGCUCCUGAUUUGUUAUAAUUCCACCCCCUCCUCACACCCUCAAACCAACACAAAAAGAAAAAAGUUACCUACACCUCGACUCUUUUCUGAUGGAUGCUUCAUUUCCCUGUUGCCAUCUCUUUGUAGUUGUUGCGUGUAAAUUUUGGAAUACAACCGAUUAUUUGUGAUUAUAUGUGAAGAGAAAUUGUUAUGGUUGAAA